AAGCGUUCAUCUCGUUCGCCGGGACCUUGGGGGGUUCCCUGUCUUUCUCUCUCCUCUCUCUUUCUCUCUCUGUUCAUUCUACCUCUCAUCUCAUCACACCAGGGCCAAUGGAGAAGACGGUGCUAUAUGGCAUUAUUGUUGGUGGGUUUAUCCUCCUUAUGCUGCUCCUGAUUCUCUUCCUCGUUCUCCUUGCCUGCAAGCCAUGGCGUUUCUUCUCUCGUUCCUCCCGCACUCGCACCAUCAAGGCCUCUUCGCCCCCAAUCGGUGACGAUAUUGAAAGGCCACUUGUUUCGGAUGAUCUGAGGUUGCCACAAUAUCAUCAAAGGAAUGACUUUGAUGGGAAUUAUACACUUCUAGGCGGAAAUCAAGCAACUGAUAACCAUGUCAGUUCACUACAUUCGGAUAAAGUUUCCAAACAAGUUGCAUCAGCCACUUCACAGUUAUCGCAAAGCGGGAGUUUUAUUCUGGAUGUAAUUUCUGAAUCUUCUGAUGAUGGUAUUAAUGCGACACUCAGACGUCCAUUGGUGGCCAAUCGAUUGGCUGAAGAACAGAACCGUGUGAAAAAGGAAGGUCAAAUUCCUGAAUCAAAAUUAUCGGGAAAUGCUAGCAUUAAGGAAUCUGGAUCCAGAGGAUUUAUAGGAAGUAAUCUCACUCUUGAGGCAAUAUCUGGUCCUUCUCGUGGGCUUAAUUCUUCAAUAAAGUCGACAAAUUCUUCAAGGCUUCCUCUGACAUUAGGGAGGGUGGCUCCCAGUGAAAUCUUGCUGAAGGAUUCAGAAAUUUCAGGGAAGCAUGCAAUGAUAAACUGGAAUUCAAAUAAAUUUAAAUGGGAGCUAGUGGAUUUGGGAAGCUUAAACGGUACAUUCUUGAAUUCCUUGUCAAUACAUCAUCCUGAUUCAGAAAGCAGACAAUGGGGUGAUCCAGUUGAACUUGGUAAUGGAGACAUCAUUACUUUUGGUACAAGCACAAAAGUACUUGUUCAGAUUACAUCUGAGAUUGAAUGUCAAAAACCAUUCGGCCUUGGUGUCGCUUCAGACCCAAUGUCGGCACGUCGAGGAGGAAAAAAGUUGCCAAUGGAAGAUGUGUGCUAUUACAGGUGGCCCCUAGCUGGGGCUGAUCAGUUUGGAGUGUUUGGUAUAUGUGAUGGACAUGGUGGAGAAAGUGCUGCCGUUUCUGCUAGCAAGUUACUACCUGAGAAGGUGUCAAGUAUCUUGUCAGAUCCGUUCAGAAGGCAGAGGGUUCUAUCGCAAGGUGAUGCCUCAGAUGUUCUCCGUGAUGCGUUUUCGCAAACAGAAGCAUGCUUGGAUCACUAUUACGAGGGGUGCACGGCGACCUUGCUUUUGGUUUGGGCCGAUGAUCGUGAAAACUACUUUGCUCAAUGUGCAAAUGUUGGAGACUCUGCCUGUAUUAUUAAUAUUGGUGGGAAGCCAAUUAAGAUGUCAGAAGAUCACAGAAUAACAAGUUAUUCUGAAAGAGCCCGUAUCCAGGAAACAGGAGAACCUUUAAAAGAAGGGGAGACUCGGUUAUGUGGCUUAAAUCUUGCUCGGAUGCUUGGAGACAAAUACUUGAAGCAACAGGAUGGUAGAUUCAGUUCAGAGCCUUUUAUCAGUCAGGCAGUGAAGAUGCAUAAAGGAAGCCAUGGUUUUGCACUUAUAGCCAGUGAUGGCUUUUGGGAUGUUAUUACUGCGAAGAAGGCUAUUCAAUUGGUCCAACAGUCGAGGGAGAAGCAGACAAUGAUGGAUAAAGAGAAUCCUGCUGAAAAGAUUGCGAGUUUUCUGUUGGGCGAGGCGAGAGCUCAGCGCACAAAAGAUAAUACCUCCAUACUUUUCCUGGAUUUUGACACUUUCAAUAGAAGCUCUUCCUGUAAAACUGAUCCUUAGAUUUAAUGUACAUAAAUAUGAUUUAUUGAUUCUUUUCAAUAUAUACAAUUCCAAAUUUUGAGGUC
Molecule: messenger RNA, 1942 nt
Organism: Impatiens glandulifera
Lineage: Eukaryota; Viridiplantae; Streptophyta; Magnoliopsida; Ericales; Balsaminaceae
Product: protein phosphatase 2C 70-like
Exons: 13
Coding region: 108-1877 (589 amino acids)
Biological process (GO): protein dephosphorylation
Molecular function (GO): protein binding; protein serine/threonine phosphatase activity; cation binding
Source: RefSeq, a predicted model, not a curated record